Messenger RNA from Leptonychotes weddellii (Weddell seal), 723 nucleotides. NCBI's taxonomy places the organism in Eukaryota, Metazoa, Chordata, Mammalia, Carnivora, Phocidae. The record is from RefSeq and is a predicted model, not a curated record.
AUGCAUGGGCACUCAGGCCCCCAGGUCGAUGGGGACGGGAAUCCUGCUGGAGUGUUAGGCAGUGUUCAGCCAAGCCCGGGCCCGGGCCCCGUCCCCAGCCCGGCGCGGCCGCCCGCCAAGCCGCCCGAGGACGAGCCGGACGCCGACGGCUACGAGUCGGACGACUGCACUGCCCUGGGUACGCUGGAUUUCAGCCUACUCUACGACCAGGAGAACAACGCCCUCCACUGCACCAUCAGCAAGGCCAAGGGCCUGAAGCCGAUGGACCACAAUGGGCUGGCAGACCCCUACGUCAAGCUGCAUCUGCUGCCGGGAGCCAGUAAGGCAAAUAAACUCAGAACGAAAACUCUCCGAAACACUCUGAACCCCACGUGGAAUGAGACCCUCACUUACUACGGGAUCACGGACGAAGACAUGAUUCGAAAGACCCUGCGGAUCUCCGUGUGCGAUGAGGACAAAUUCCGCCACAACGAGUUCAUCGGGGAGACGCGCGUGCCCCUGAAGAAGCUGAAAGCCAACCACACCAAGACGUUCAGCAUCUGCCUGGAGAAGCAGUUGCCGGUGGACAAGACCGAAGACAAGUCCCUGGAGGAGCGGGGUCGGAUCCUGAUCUCCCUCAAGUACAGCUCACAGAAGCAGGGCCUGCUGGUCGGCAUUGUACGCUGCGCCCACCUGGCGGCCAUGGACGCCAACGGCUACUCGGACCCCUACGUGAAGACGUGA